AUGAGCUUCAUCCUUUCCACCUUCAGGAGGAUGAUAGAAACAUGCACUGUCUCCACCUUCCAACCCAACAAUAGCAGUGUGAAAUGGCAUAAUGAAUGCCAAGACAGAGCAUUUCCAGAGAGAGAUAUGGAGAACAAGCAGGAUGGAAACUCAGGGGGCUGGUUCAGGGUCACGAUUCCUUACGGAAUAAAGUAUAACAAGACAUGGAUAAUAAAUUCGAUACAAAGCCAUUGCAGUGUCCCCUUCACCGUGGUUGAUUUCCAUUACUUAAAAGACGGGGCCCAGUUCUUUAUCCAGGAUGCUUGUGCUGCCUCUGCAUUGAAAGAUAUCAACUGCAAGAUUUCUGAUGAGGAAAAUCAAAAGCUAUCUAUACAUGUCAGUCCCUCUGCUGUACCCUACUCUGUACAGAAUAAAUUGGAUCCAGAAGAAAUGGAGCAGCUAAAGCUGACCAUGAGCAAACACUAUGAUAUCUCCCAAAAAGCUCUUGACCUCCAUAAACUCCGCUUUGACCCAGAGUUGAUGGACCAUGAUAUGGAUAUAAUCCUGAAUCGAAGAAACUGCAUGGCUGCCACCCUGCAGGUCAUCAAAGAGAAUUUCCCCGAACUCUUGUCCUUGAACUUAUGCAAGAACAAACUGUACCAGCUGGAUGGCUUGUCUGACAUUGUGGAGAUGUCCCCUACAAUCAAGAGUCUGAACCUCUCAAAAAAUGAGGUGCAGUCAGUCUGGGAGUUAUGCAAGAUAAAAGGGCUGAAGCUUGAAGAGCUGUGGCUGAAAGGGAACCCUCUGUGCAACACUUUCCCAAACCAGUACACCUAUGUAAGUGCUAUCAGGGAUUGUUUCCCCACAUUGUUACACCUGAUAAGUGCCUACAUUCAUCAUUGUCUCCUCUUUUUAACAGCUGGCCAGGUGUUACCAGCAAUAACUGUAAUUUGCACUGAAGCCCCCCAAAUAAUAAAGCAUUGUAAGGAAAGCUAUAAAGGAUCCGAGAUUCUUAAGAAUCUAAUCCUUCAAUUCCUGCUUCACUAUUACUUGAUCUUUGACUCUGGAGACCGAUAGGGUCUCCUCAAUGCUUACCAUGAUGAGGCCUGUUUCUCCCUGACCACUCCCUUCAACCCUGAAGAUGCAGCCUUAAAUGGCUUAGAAGAAUACUUCAAGGAUAGCAGGGAUAUUAAGAAGGUCAAGGACCCUGUCCUGCGAGUUCUACUGCUAAAGCAUACAAAAUAUGACAUUGUUGACUCCCUCAAUAUGUUGCCCAAAACUCAGCAUGACCUUAACUCCUUUGUGGUCGACCUGAGCGUCCAGACGGAACAAUGCUCGUUUUUUUCUGUCAAUGGGGUUUUUAAGGACAUAGAAGGAAAUUCUCAAGGUUCUGUCCAUGCUUUCACUCGGACCUUCAUCUUGACUUCUGAUAGCAAUUCCAGUCUAUGCAUUGUGAAUGAGCUGUUCGUGAGAGAUGCCACCCCUGGUGAGACUCAGAGUGCAUUCUCCAACCAAGAGACCUUCAGCUCCAUGCCUACCCUCUCCCAGGAGCAGCAGGAAAUGGUCCAUGCUUUCUCCACUCAGUCUGGGAUGAAACUUGAGUGGUCUCAAAGUAAGUGCCUUCAGGACAAUGAGUGGAACUACACCAGAGCUGGUCAGGUCUUCACUGUGCUCCAGGUGAGCAAGAUCCCAGAGGAGGCCUUCAAACAAAUCACCUAAAAGAAGCCUUGGAUGUCCACAUCAUCAUUGUUCCUCUUUUCUCCGGCCUAUGCCCAUGCCCAUGACUGGGAAAAGAGGCCUGGCUGACCA
Molecule: messenger RNA, 1788 nt
Organism: Canis lupus familiaris (dog)
Lineage: Eukaryota; Metazoa; Chordata; Mammalia; Carnivora; Canidae
Product: nuclear RNA export factor 2-like
Biological process (GO): poly(A)+ mRNA export from nucleus
Cellular component (GO): cytoplasm; nucleus
Molecular function (GO): protein binding; RNA binding
Source: RefSeq, a predicted model, not a curated record